Molecule: messenger RNA, 3227 nt
Organism: Capra hircus (goat)
Lineage: Eukaryota; Metazoa; Chordata; Mammalia; Artiodactyla; Bovidae
Product: leukocyte immunoglobulin-like receptor subfamily A member 6
Exons: 8
Coding region: 1084-2607 (507 amino acids)
Source: RefSeq, a predicted model, not a curated record
AGCACUGUGAAUGUGUCUCUCCUUCCACGGUGCUUGGACAGAACAGGCGCAGGGACGCCCCUUCCUCCAGCCUGCGACUACCCUCCAACCUUUUUUCCAGUGGGAACCUUGGAACCAGCCAGCUGUCCUUGGCCUCCGGGACCCAGCCAACGCCAUUUGCAGAGCUUGGCUCCUUGUCUCUGCUACCUGUGAGCUCCCAUAGUCCUGAGAAUUGUUCCCACAGGUGGAGGCGCCCCGGACACCUGGUCCACGUGCAGCCUCCGCCUCCUGCCCCAACCUCUCUCUGGGCUUCUCUGACCACUAGGACCACGCGGCUCUGGAGGGUGGGCCAUCUCCCUGAGAAUAGAGGGAGAAAUGGGGGACCAAGGCGAGGGAGCACCGAGCUCCAUGGAACCUGCAGAUCCUGCGCUGUGACUGCGUGCUCUUCUAGGACCUCCGUCCAAGGCGGGACAAGGGGGUCAGACCUCGGACGCCAUGGGGCCACCCUGCUCGUGGAGAAGAACCUGAGCCCAGCCUUCAUGGAUCCACAGGCCCCGGGUCCUUCACCAACUGACUCCACCUCCGUGAAUUCUUGCAGCCACGUCCUGGACAAGAGGGUGAAACUCAUCAUGACGGUGGGAGCCCACCUGACCAGCCCCACCAGCCCCACAGCUGGUCCCCCACAGGGCUGGACGGCUUUCUCUUGCAAAGGUUCAGCCUCCAAAGCACUGCUAGGAGUCUCUGGAGACCAGCGGCCUUUGAGAAGCCCCUUUGGGGUCAGGGCAUCUGCCAGGAAGCUUCUCUCUGCAACCAAGAGGCAGCUUGUUCACCACUAUGGAACCAUCUUCCAAGCCUUGGACCAAAGGGAAACAAUAAAGCCUUUUCAAAAAAAAAAAAAAAUGGAACCAAUGUUGAGCUAGGCCCCGCCCUGCAUCUCAGCGUCCUGUCCAGGGACCAUGUUACUCUCUGGGUUUUGGGGUGGGGUCUGGUGAGACUCCCACAUGGUCUGGAAGGCUCCUGAGCCUGCUGUCUGCUGGGCUCCACUGGGCAGGGCGAGCAGAGUGAGCAGGGUGGGGCUCUUCCUCUUUCUGGAAGGAACCCGAGAUGCGCCCCACCGAGCCUGGACCUCCACGCCCAGUGUGUCUGUCCGUCCUGCGGGCUCUGAGGUCUCUGAAGUCACCUGCUCUGCUGGGAACCAUGAGAGGCAGCACCACGACCCUGACCUUCACCGCCCUUCUCUGCCUCGGGCUGUGCUGGGGCCAGAGGGACCAGGGACAAGCAGAGGUUCUCCCCAAACCCUCCAUCCAGGCUGACCCAGGCACCAUGGUCGCCCAGGGGAGCCCGGUGACCAUCUGGUGUCAAGGGUCUCCGCUGGCAGAUGUCUACCGUCUGUAUAAGGAGAGGAGCUCUGUAUACUGGGACGCUUACGCCCCACAGGGCUCCAGGAACAAGGCCAGGUUCCACUUUGCAUCCUCGAGCUCAAGUGCAGCCGGGCAGUAUCAGUGUGCCUAUCACACCAGGCACGGCUGGUCAGUGACGAGUGACCCCCUGCCCCUGGUGGUGACAGGAGUGUACACGGCACCCUUCCUGUCUGCCCAGCCCAGCCCUGUGGUGGCCGCAGGAGGCAACGUGUCCCUCACGUGCAGUUCACAGAAUGCAGGGAGCACGCUGCACCUGCUGAAGGAGGGAGGCGCUGAGCUGCUCCGAUACAGAACACUGAGGAACUAUGGGAACCAGGGGCGGGAACAGGCUGUGUUCUUUGUGGGCCCCGUGAACGCCUCCAACGGGGGGACCUACAGAUGCUAUGAUGCUCCCAACUCCCAGCCCUAUCUGUGGUCGCGCCCCAGUGACCCUCUGCAUCUCCAGGUCACAGGCCUGUCCAGGGCGCCCUCUCUCUCUGCCCAGCCCGGCUCGCUCGUGCUCCCCGGAGACAACCUGACCCUCCAGUGUCACUCAGAGGCCGGCUCUGGCAGCUUCGCUCUGACCAAGGACGAGGGGCUCAGCCCUCCCCUCCGUCUAGAAGGGCAGCAGAGCCCCGACUUCCCCCUGGGCCGCGUGAGCCGUGCCCACGGGGGCCGGUACAGAUGCUACAGUGGACACAACCUCUCCUACGCAUGGUCGGCCCCCAGCGCCCCCCUGGACAUCCUGAUUGCGGGAAUGCACAGGAAACCCUCCUUCUCCGCCCGCCCGGGGGCCUCAGUGCCCCAGGGAGAGAACGUGACCCUGCAGUGUCGCUCUGAGGUCCAGGCAGACACCUUCCAUCUGUCCAAGGAGGGGUGGCUUGCUGCUCCCCAGCACCUUCGUCUGCAGGACCCGGCUCCACCCGUUCAGGCCAACUUCACCCUGCGUGCUGUGACCUCAGCCCACAGUGGGACCUACAGGUGCUACAGCUCACACAGCACCGCCCCCCACCUGCUGUCGCUCCCCAGCGACCCCCUGGAGCUCCUGGUCUCAGGAGCAGCUGACAGUAUCAGCCCACCACAAAACAAGUCAGACUCCAAGAGCGACUGCACGGUGCAGAAUCUCACCCGCAUGGGCCUCGCAGCCUCCGUCAUGCUGCUCCUCGGGGUCCUGCUCUGCCAGGCUUGGCAUGACCCUGGAGGAGCCCGAGACGCGGCCCAGAGCUGAGCAAUGGGACCCCACACUGCCCGGAGCGCUGGAGCCUGGGACAUGAGCUUCCAGCCUGGGAGCUUCGGGAAGAGCCUCUGCAGAGCACGCUGGGUGCACUGUAUGCGGAGACCCCAGGGGAGAGACACUCUGUGGGGCAGGAGGAGGCCCAGGCGUCCCCGGGGGGCUCAGCCUCUGUUCAUGGGGGCCCACUCCCUCCUAGGGAGAACGUCCCGACUCCCAGCUCUUCUCACCCGCGGCCCGAGGCGCGUCUCACAUGGCAGGGGCGGGUCCUCACGCUUCACGCCUGCAGGCUCUGUCCACUCUCAUGAAGGACGUGAGCCUCAUUGUUCACGCCUGCCAUCUCUGGCGUGCGCAAUGACCUCCAUCCCUUCUCAGAAACAGAACGUCGUUUAAGUAACUGAAUAAAUGGGUGGAAGUGGGGCCCCAUUUGGAACAGAUAGAUCCUAAACUCUUCCCGGAAUCCCCCUCUGGAGCCCUCAAGCCCCUCUCUCCUCGUCAGAUGGCACCCGGUGUCAUUUCUCCAGACACCGUCAGUGUGAACGAACACCUUAUUGUUUGAAGUGAAGGUGUUGUGCUGGUAAAUGGUGUUAACAAUAGAUCCAUUCUGUAAAAAGCCC